AUGUCAUCCGACUUAAAGUUAGACUUCGGAAAUUGCCAUCAAGACCCUGUGAAGAUGGAUAGCGAGACAAGCAUGUUCUCUAUCGACCAGGGAGGAGAGUGGGACCUAAGCCUGUUCGAUGAACUGGAAAACUUUGGCGAUGCAGAUGAGCUGCUUGAGGCCCUUGAAAAUGGCGCCUAUGUGGGCGAAGGUCACCCUCUAGAUUUUGAUAUCGACAUUCCCCCCUGGAAUGAAACGGACACAAGCAGCACCUGCACAGAUGGCGAGGUGAGCGUGGACUCUCUGUCGCCUGCUCACACUCUGAGCUCCGUCCCCUCUCCUGCAUCCAUUGAAGCCCUGUCUCCCUCCUCCUUACAUGAUGAGGCACUAUCCCCACAGUCGCAACUUUCCCCAAUUUCAGUUUCGUCUGAGUCCAGUGGCUUUUCUGAAGCGUCUCCGCCACCCAAGAAGGUUGCAAAGAGGAGCACUCAGGGAACACGAGCCAAACCUGCUCAGCCUGCUAAGAGGCCAAUCCAGAUGGGUCCAAAAUUUUCCAUCCAGCCCAAACCACUUAUUGCAGCUAUGCCCUUGGCUCCUGCAGCGGCUCCCUUGCAGGCCAAGACGAUCAUCAUCCAGCCCCUGCAAACCGCCAUGCUGCCUGUCGUCAAACCGGCUCCAGUGAGCAUCCAACCGGCACCCUCUACAGGUCAUUCUAUAGUGCUGUCUCAGCCCAGCCAACUACUCCAGAUCCAGACUCCACAGGCCGUCCCUGCUAGUGUGGUUGCUGUGCCAACACUCAACCAGGACAAGCCUGUUCCGGUAGCUGCUCCCCCGAUGGUUUCUGUCACGCUUCGGACCCCUUCCUCAGACGAAGAUACCAAGUUCUCCCAAAAACAGCAACGAAUGAUAAAGAACAGGGAGUCGGCAUCGCUCUCCCGCAAAAAGAAGAAAGAGUAUCUGCUCUCGCUGGAAGCUCGUCUCAAAGUAGCUCUGUCUGAGAACCAGGCGCUCAAGUGUGAGAACGGCAACCUGAAGAAGCAGCUGGAAGGCCUCCUGAGCGAGAACUCUGUAUUAAAAGCAACAGCACCCAAGAGGAGAGCUGUGUGCCUCAUGGCGGUUCUGGUGUUCCUGGUGCUCAAUGUAGGACCAACCAGUUUGUUCCAGAGCAGCUCCCUCUCCAACUUGGACGUUGCUCCCAUGCAGCACGCUGGCAGACACCUGCUCGAGUUCUCAGCUGAGGCUGAGGCUGACGUGGUGCUGGGUCCCGAGCUCACCAGCAGACCUUCAGAGCUGCCGGACAGAUCUGAGGACAAGGCGCUGAUGGUUGUGAAAAGUCCUGACUUUCUUAGACCUCCUCCCCCCUGCCAGCCUCCUGUUAACAGGACCAAGUGCAUUGAGUUGGCUCAUGAAUUGAGGGGUUGGGUCCAUCGCCACGAAGUACAGCAGACCUAUUCCAGACGCAUGAGUAACAGCCACCAUAAAGCCAUCAGAAACAUUCUGCAGAAAACGGAAAAUAAGGAAGAUGAUCUCGUUCAAAUAGUCCCAGUCCCAUACGGAGAAAGAGCAGAGAAAAAAAAUCCAGGCAAUGAGGUGCAGAUUUACUACGCGCCUCAGCACACCUACAGUGACUUCUUUGAUGAGCUCAAUCGGCGUGCAGACACUUUCUACGUGGUGUCCUUUCGCAGGGAUCAUCUUUUACUUCCUGCCACUAACCACAACAAAGGGAGUCGACCUAAGAUGUCUGUCGUAUUGCCAGCUAUGAACAUAAAUGACAGCAUCAUCAAGGACAAAGAGUUUGAGGUGAUGAUGCAGAUUGACUGUGAGGUCACCGACACCAAGAUCAUCCACAUCAGGUCCUCUAGCAUCCCACCUUUGCUGCGGGUCAACCAGACGGACACGUUUUACCAGCGCGCUUCGACCGAUGGCAAGCCUGCGCCUCCUGUCGGCGUGCUCAUGGGCUCGUCUUAACCUUUUCUCUUCAGCACUUUUUUGUAACUUCCCAGCAAACCACAUUAAGAAGAAAUCCAAGACAACUCCUCAGUCAAGAACUUUUUUUUGUAAAUACAGUUUGUUCCCCAUGACUCCUUUACAGGAUUGGAUCCUCUUAGAAUAGAACAGGAGAGGCUGCCUGCUUGGGUGGCAACACUGACUUCCCCCCGCCGCCCCACACAUCACUCAGGGUAAUUGUUAGUCUGCAGGGAGCCGAGCGUUGAACUCUGAGUCACCCCGUCAUAAUAACACAACUUCUAAAAGCUCCCUGUGAGACACCUCUGUCUACUUUUUACCCAAUAAUAUUCGUUAAAGACAGUAAAGGUAUAUUUGUGAUGUUGGUGCUUAGAAGGUGUAAAUGUCUUCUGUCUAAACUUUCUUUAACAGCAUUCAGUAAACUCAGGGAGUUUUAGGUUUUAAGCUACUUGGCUUUAAUUUAAAUAUUCCAUGUGCUCCAUUUUCAGCACUUGCUCUAUGAGUAAAUCUAGUAAUUAGCUUCUAUGUCUUUGCACGAUGUCUUUGUCUCUUGAUCAUGAACGGAUAUUAAUACUGUACAUAUUUAUUGCUAAAUAUUAUGUAACAGUACAUAAUCCUGGUUCCAUGUGUCUCUUUCUGUUUUAUGUGUUUGCUUAAAAUUGUCCUUUUAUUCUUUUAUUUCUCAUGUUUUUUUGUUUUUUUUAUACCAACUGAAAUGUCCUCAAUGGUAAAUUUUUUUAUUUAAGAUGAAGGAAGAUGGAGAGAAAUAACACUUGAAAUGUUAAAAUGUAACAUUUUUGUCAGUCUUUUAAGAAAAAACAGACAUAAAGCCACUAUCACAAACAUUUUAAGACCUCUAAAGGCUUGCUUCUUUUUUUAUUUUUAUGAAAAUUUAAACCUGAUGGAAUUUCUGUGCGGUGUUUAUCUAUCCAACUACAAAGCAUCAAUGUAUAUUAUAGACUUAAAGAUUAGGAAUGAUGGAGCAUUGACUUUUGCAUUGAAAUGCCUUAUUAUUUUUCAUUUUGUUGUUGUUUUCCCCUUCUUCUCUUAAAGAAACAUUUUCUUUCUUUUAUGUGAAUUGAUGUGAACAAAAUAAUUUUUUUCUUUUUGUUAAUUUCGGUCAGUUUUUGUUUAUAUAUCUCAUAUAAGGCAGAAAGUGUAUUUCUUUUUGCAAAUGGUUUGUUUUUGCUGAAAAAUCAUGAAAUGCUUUGUUUUCCUUGUCGGGUUUCGUUUUAUGUAGCAUUUGUUGUUGUUGUUUCUAAGACAGAAUCCCUCAAACAUUAAUUUUUUUCUGUUCGCCCAACAAUAUGAAAAAACCUUUUUCUGAAGUUUUGUCUUUCAUGUGUUUAAACUGAAAUAAACACUGGAUUUUCUUAAAGUA
Messenger RNA from Cyprinodon tularosa, 3325 nucleotides. RefSeq names its product activating transcription factor 6 (gene atf6). Gene Ontology annotation, biological process: endoplasmic reticulum unfolded protein response; regulation of transcription by RNA polymerase II. Lineage: Eukaryota; Metazoa; Chordata; Actinopteri; Cyprinodontiformes; Cyprinodontidae. Gene Ontology annotation, cellular component: nucleus. Gene Ontology annotation, molecular function: DNA-binding transcription factor activity, RNA polymerase II-specific; RNA polymerase II cis-regulatory region sequence-specific DNA binding. The coding region runs from base 1 to 1947 and encodes 648 amino acids. The transcript has 16 exons. The record is from RefSeq and is a predicted model, not a curated record.